AUGCCAGAAAGCAAAGCUUCAAAAUUAAGAGGGGACAUUAAAUAUUAUGAAGGUGUCUCUAAAGAAAAUAUUGGUAAAGCUAUUAAUAAUGAAAAAUUGAAAAAAGAAGGUGAAUCUGAUAAAUUAGCUGGAGAAUCUGAGCGUGAUGCUGCUUCAGUUCGUAUGAAUCCUAAUAAAGGAGAAGAAAAAGAAACAGAAGAAAUUGCUGAUAUUAAUCAGAAAAGCAAAUUGUAA
This is a messenger RNA of Funneliformis geosporum, 234 nucleotides long. The record is from the annotation of a GenBank genome assembly. NCBI's taxonomy places the organism in Eukaryota, Fungi, Glomeromycota, Glomeromycetes, Glomerales, Glomeraceae.